AUGGAGGUGGAUAAUGCGCCCGCAGCUCUAGGCAGCCAGAUCUCGCUGAACAUCCUGCAGACCAUCCGCACGGCCCAGACGCAAAACGGUCUUAAGCACGGCGACUACGGACGCUACAGGAUCUACUGUGCCCGUCGCCUGCGGUCGCUGUACAAGGCGCUGAAGUUCCAGCAUGGCAAGGGCCGCUACCAGAAGAGGAAGCUUGAGAUUGGCAUGAUCACCGAGGCCAGGUGGCUGCUGAUCCCGCUGGUCAGUGCGGAGCGCGCAUGGGCCCAGGGCAUGGAAAUCAAGAAGGACAACGAGGACAGGCCCCUGCAACACCGCCGCCACCACAGCAUCAGGCGCCUCACAAAGGCCAGCGCAUGGGCAGCAGAGCUGGCGCGCUUUGCAGCUGAAGUGUGCGACACGCGCAGUGCGCUGGAGGCUGAGGCCUACAGUGCGUGGAUGGCCGGCAACGUUCUGCUGGAGAAGGAGGUGGACUGGGGCCGCGCCCUGGCGCAUUUCGCGCGAGCAAAGAAGCUGUUUGGUGAGCUGGCCAAGGUGGGUGACCUGGACAGCCAGGGCCUCUGUGGCGCAAUGGUGGAGGAGAUCGAGCCCAGUAUCAGGUUCUGCGAUUACCAGAUCAAGCGCGGUGGGGGUGCUGCGUCGGACGCGGCCGACCUGCUGGCUGGCCUGGGCGGGGGCGAAGGCGACGGCGAGGGCGGCGCCCGGGGCCUGCUGCAGAGCAAGCUGGCGGCGCUGCAGGCUGAGGCCCAGGUGCAGCAGUCUGCGGCCACCAGCUCCUUUGAAUGGCGUGGGCAGAGCCACCCUGUGCGUGUUGCACUGCACUCGGCGCGGGAGCUGGCGGUGGCACUGGAGGCGAGCGGCGGCGAGGGCAUGGAGGUGGACGGCGGUGCAGAGGAGGGAGGCGGGGCUGAUGCGCGGCUGGCGGCAUUUGAUCGCGCCAUCAACGCCCUGGCGGAGGCACGUGCUGCGGUGCGAGCGCUUGCCAAGGCCAACGCUGCUGGCGACGGAGGGGGUGAGAGCGCCCUCGAGGAGCUGGCCGCGCUGGAGAAGGCCAUCAGCGGGGCGCUGCUGGAGCGCACACUGCAGCGUGGGGAGGAGCAGGUGGAGCGCGCGGAGGCGAGAUUUGAGGCGGCCAACGCGCGCGCUGCUGCAGGAAAGCGUGGUGCAGGGCGCCAGGAGCGCGGGGCCAAGCCAGAGGACCUGCUGCGCAUGCACGAGACGUUGAUGCACCACUGUGAGGAGCUGGGGGAGCUGGCAUCAAGCAUGGGGGGCCGCCAGGGAGAGGCACUCAGCGACGUCGCGGCGGCACGCGGCGCGGCCUACGCCGCCGGCAGGUGCUACUACGUGGCCCACACCUACCUCGCGGGGGACAAGCGCCCAGAGGCAGCGGCGCUGUUUGGCCGCUGCGCGGAGGGACGCGUGGAGGAAGCACGGGAGAAGCUUGAGGACCUGCCCAAGCUGGAGGCGGCCGCGCGCUCUGCCCUGCCCCGGCUGUCAGCGCUUGCUGCCAAGGCCAACGCCUGGAGGCUGGUGGCAGCGGCUGAAGCGGCGGCGGAGGCAGCGGCGGCGGGUGAGGACGCACGCCGCGGCAUCGCGGGGAUAGGGCUGGACACACAGGCCGGCGGCGGCACGCGCUACCUGUCAGAGGGGCUGGACACUUGGGAGGCCUACGGGGGCACGGGCAGCGGCAAGGGGGCACGCCUGUGUGCCGUGCCGUUCCCGCUGCAGGCGGCCCCGGGGCGGCCCAUCAUGCUGGACACCGCCGCGUCGGGGGUGGAGUACCCCUCACUCGCUCACCGCCUGCGCGCCAAAAAGGCCGCUGCCGCUGCCGCGAGCCAAGGCACAAGCACGUUUGCGCGCAUCUUUGGUUGGGGCACCAGCUCUGGGGGUGCCAAGUGA
Molecule: messenger RNA, 1905 nt
Organism: Monoraphidium neglectum
Lineage: Eukaryota; Viridiplantae; Chlorophyta; Chlorophyceae; Sphaeropleales; Selenastraceae
Product: Signal recognition particle protein
Exons: 14
Coding region: 1-1905 (634 amino acids)
Biological process (GO): SRP-dependent cotranslational protein targeting to membrane
Cellular component (GO): signal recognition particle, endoplasmic reticulum targeting
Molecular function (GO): endoplasmic reticulum signal sequence receptor activity; signal recognition particle binding; 7S RNA binding
Source: RefSeq, a predicted model, not a curated record